This is a messenger RNA of Colletotrichum paranaense, 366 nucleotides long. RefSeq lists its product as uncharacterized. Lineage: Eukaryota; Fungi; Ascomycota; Sordariomycetes; Glomerellales; Glomerellaceae. The annotation marks the transcript as partial. The transcript has a single exon. The record is from RefSeq and is a predicted model, not a curated record.
GUUCACAGUUCGGCUCCGUCGUCCAAGAUUCCAAGUCGGAGUUCAAGUGGGAAGCCAGACAUUGGAUUGAGGACUCGAGAUGAAAACCAAGCAUCGCCAAGCCUGCCAUGCUUGCUUGUUGUGAACAGCUGGAUAUGCUGGAUCACCCAUCAAGCAAGGCGUCAAGCCCUAAGAAUUACGGCCUGCAUCCCUCCUCGCCUCAUCACAGACGUGCCAACCCGUUUCCUCCACCGCUAUCCACCCCAGUUUGCUUAUUUACCCGCUUCGACUCGUCAUCCCUCCAGGGCUUCAAUCUCCAAGUCUCCAGUCAAUCGGGUAUCGGCUCACACUGGAACUCGUCCAGACCUGGCUGCAUGUGCCCAGUAA